This is a messenger RNA of Populus nigra (black poplar), 3322 nucleotides long. RefSeq names its product lon protease homolog 2, peroxisomal. The transcript is spliced from 17 exons. Gene Ontology annotation, biological process: protein targeting to peroxisome; protein quality control for misfolded or incompletely synthesized proteins; protein processing. The coding region runs from base 414 to 2939 and encodes 841 amino acids. Lineage: Eukaryota; Viridiplantae; Streptophyta; Magnoliopsida; Malpighiales; Salicaceae. Gene Ontology annotation, cellular component: peroxisomal matrix. The record is from RefSeq and is a predicted model, not a curated record. Gene Ontology annotation, molecular function: ATP-dependent peptidase activity; ATP hydrolysis activity; ATP binding.
GGAUAUUUUCAUUAGUUGACCUCUUGACUGAUCACCAUCUCUCACCAAACUCCGUCGCCCGCCUACCCGCCCUAUUUCCAUGAUUCUUACUUUGCUAAUAUAUUAUCUGUCUCGUCCUUCUUUCUCUAUUUUAACGAAACUAUCUCUUUAUAAACAAAAAUCCUCUCCCUUGAAAACUGAUUAUUGUCCCCUCUCUCUCUUCCUUUCUCUUCUGUAAUUUGAGCUACGAAAAAAAAUGGCUGAAUCGGUGGAGUUGCCAAGUCGGUUAGCGAUCCUUCCGUUUAGAAACAAGGUUCUUUUACCUGGCGCCAUAAUUCGCAUUCGCUGUACUUCUCCCAGCAGUGUGAAAUUGGUAGAGCAAGAGCUUUGGCAGAGAGAAGAGAAGGGGUUGAUUGGUAUUUUGCCAGUCAGGGAUGCUGCCGCUGCUUCCUCGUCGGAGACAGCAUCUGUGGGCCCAACGUUAUCCCAAGGGAAAUAUGAUUUGUUUAGGUGUUGGUAGUGAUUCCAGCGAGAGAAGCUCGAAAACUCAAGCCAGUACCUCGUCGGAUAAUGUCAAGCUUGAUGGGAAACACCAACAGGAAGUUUUUCACUGGCAUAAUAGGGGAGUGGCGGCUCGUGCUUUGCAUCUUUCUAGAGGAGUGGAGAAACCUAGUGGGAGGGUGACGUACAUAGUUGUUCUUGAAGGCUUGUGCAGAUUCAACCUCAAUGAACUUAUUACGAGAGGAACUUAUUAUACUGCACGGAUAUCUCCACUUGAAAUGACAAAUGCUGAGCUGGAGCAAGUGGAUCAAGAUCCUGAUUUUAUAGCACUGUCUCGCCAGUUCAAAGCAACUGCAAUGGAGCUGAUUUCUGUUCUUGAGCAGAAACAAAAAACUGGUGGGAGGACAAAAGUCCUUCUGGAGACAGUUCCUGUUCACAAAUUAGCAGAUAUAUUUGUUGCUAGCUUCGAGAUAAGUUUUGAAGAGCAGCUAUCUAUGCUGGAUUCAGUUGAUCUAAAAGUAAGACUGUCAAAAGCUACUGAGCUGGUUGAUCGACAUUUACAGUCAAUACGUGUGGCAGAGAAGAUCACGCAAAAGGUUGAAGGACAAUUGUCAAAAUCACAGAAAGAGUUCCUUCUGCGUCAGCAGAUGAGGGCUAUAAAAGAGGAGCUUGGUGACAACGAUGAUGAUGAGGAUGAUGUAGCUGCCCUAGAAAGGAAGAUGCAAAGUGCAGGAAUGCCUUCAAAUAUCUGGAAGCAUGCCCAAAGGGAGUUGAGGAGGCUUAAGAAAAUGCAACCUCAGCAACCUGGAUACAAUAGUUCACGCGUUUACUUGGAGCUUCUUGCUGACCUGCCCUGGCAGACAGUGAGUGAAGAACAUGAAUUGGAUCUAAAAGCUGCAAAAGAACGUCUUGAUAAUGACCACUACGGUCUAGUCAAAAUCAAGCAACGUAUUAUUGAAUAUCUAGCUGUUCGCAAGCUUAAACCAGAUGCAAGAGGUCCAGUUUUGUGCUUUGUUGGUCCACCAGGUGUUGGAAAGACAUCUCUGGCUUCGUCUAUUGCUGCUGCCUUGGGCAGAAAAUUUGUUCGUAUAUCCCUUGGUGGCAUUAAGGAUGAGGCUGAUAUUAGAGGGCACAGGAGAACAUACAUCGGAAGCAUGCCGGGGCGUCUUAUAGAUGGAAUAAAGAGAGUGGGUGUUUGCAAUCCUGUGAUGCUGCUGGAUGAGAUUGACAAGACAGGUUCUGAUGUGCGUGGGGAUCCAGCUGCAGCUCUGCUGGAGGUUCUUGAUCCUGAACAGAAUAACACAUUCAAUGAUCACUAUCUGAAUGUUCCAUUUGACCUUUCAAAGGUGAUUUUUGUGACAACUGCAAAUAGGAUGCAGCCUAUUCCUCCACCGCUCUUAGACAGGAUGGAAGUCAUUGAGCUGCCUGGAUACACACCUGAAGAAAAGCUUAGAAUAGCAAUGCAGUAUUUGAUUCCAAGAGUUUUGGAUCAACACGGGCUGAGCUCUGAGUUCCUUCAAAUUCCAGAGGGUAUGGUGAAACUUGUCAUUCAGAGAUACACAAGGGAGGCAGGUGUACGCAAUUUGGAGAGGAACUUGGCUGCCUUGGCUCGUGCUGCAGCUGUGAGAGUUGCAGAGCAAGAACAAGCUGUCCCGUUGAGCAAAGAUAUGCAUCAGCUUGCUUCACCAUUGCUGGAUAACAGACUCGCUGAGGGAGCUGAAGUGGAAAUGGAAGUUAUACCAAUGAAUGAAAACAGUCAUGAGAUAUCAAACACAUUCAGCAUCACCUCGCCUUUGGUUGUGGAUGAGCCUAUGCUGGAGAAAGUACUUGGGCCUCCACGUUUUGAUGACAAAGAAGCUGCAGAGCGUGUUGCAUCCCCAGGGAUAUCAGUUGGGCUUGUCUGGACUGCCUUUGGUGGAGAGGUUCAGUUUGUGGAGGCUACAGCAACGGCUGGAAAGGGUGAAUUACAUCUUACUGGACAACUUGGUGAUGUAAUUAAAGAAUCAGCACAAAUAGCACUGACAUGGGUACGAGCAAGGGCAACUGAUCUUAAGUUGGCAGCUGCUAAUGAAACCAAUUUCCUUAAGGAUCGAGAUAUUCAUAUACAUUUCCCUGCUGGUGCGGUACCGAAGGAUGGACCCUCAGCUGGUGUGACAUUGGUAACAGCUCUGGUUUCACUGUUUAGUCAGAAAAGAGUAAGAGCAGAUACAGCUAUGACUGGGGAGAUGACUUUGAGGGGCCUUGUACUUCCUGUUGGCGGUAUCAAGGAUAAGAUAUUGGCAGCACAUCGCUAUGGCAUCAAGAGAGUGAUUCUGCCAGAGAGAAAUUUGAAGGAUUUGGUUGAAGUACCGGCAGCUGUGCUUGGCAGUCUUGAGAUUUUACCAGCUAAGCAAAUGGAAGACGUAUUGGAGCAAGCAUUUGAAGGUGGUUGUCCGUGGAGACAACACUCAAAAUUAUGACAACCCCCUAGGCAUGUAUCUAAGCAAUCCCUGGUGACGUGGUCGUCUGGCUUGUCCCACAUCCAAUUGCAGACAGAGUUCACAUUUAUUCCGCUGCUGCCAUCGUAAUCGGAGAUCAAAAGGAAUGCUAUAAGUCCUACUGGUCAGCGCUCUAAGAAGGAAAAAGGCAAGUUCAAUUGCUGGGACCUUAACACUUGUAAUCUUUGAGAAAAGUUUUCAUGAAUCCAGUCCUUUUUCCCCUUUCACGUGGCUGUAUUCAUAGCGGGUAAGCCACCGCUUUCCUAUUAUUUCCGCACCCUUCCAUGUUUCUUCUGUCUGAUUAUAAAAAUUGUGUACAAGUUAUUUAUAUAAUGGAGCCAGGCAACGCCAGAUAUUUAAUUAAA